AUGUUAGCUGAUCAGGAUCGCUUGGACGAAAUUAUCGCUGGAGCAGUGAUGCUGAUAGUCGGCGUUAUUGGAAUUGUGCUGAUAUCUCGGCUAUCGUGCUCAUCUAUCGCACUCCUUCCUUCCACAACGCUUUCGGCUAUAUAUGCGCAUCACAUUUGUUCGCUGAUGUUGGACUGCUCGUCAUUUUCUCCUUUUGGGCUGCUCCGGCUUCCUUAUUAUUGCGAUUUCUUUUUUGACGCCCACUCAUUCCUCUGGAUAUAUUCUCAAACUGAAUGCAGCGCCUUCAUUGCUUUUUACGUUGCCUUCUUGUACUGCGCAGUUCUUUGUGCUGCAGUGAUCUUCAUCGACACAAUUGCUUUUUUUGCAAUCAUCCAAAACGUCAACAAAGUGAAGAAAUUGUCCAAAUCCUCUCUUGGAGCUCCGGAUUCUGUACUGCUUAACAAGAACAUCAAGCUCUACAUGCAGGGAUGUCUGCAAGCAGGAUGUUUUGCGUUGGUGACUGUGUCAUUUUUCGUCUUCUCCAGAAUGGCUACAACAAAAUGGGCGCUAUUUGUCACAACAACACUUGCGUGGGAAUUAGCGCAUGCUGUGGAUGGGUAUGUCUGCCUUUAUUUGGUUCCGUGGGGUGACACAAAGUUUUCAUUAAGGCUUAUUCUAAUUGCUUUCCACGAGAGAUUCCGCGUGAUACUACGUCAGCCAUCAAUGCUAUGGCGAAACGAAUUCACCGAAACAAAGGCCGCAAACAUUCCUACAAACACUUCA
Ostertagia ostertagi is the source of this 762-nucleotide messenger RNA. The record is from the annotation of a GenBank genome assembly. Lineage: Eukaryota; Metazoa; Nematoda; Chromadorea; Rhabditida; Trichostrongylidae.